CAAAGAGAAAUAUGUACGCCGGUACUGCGCGCGAUAACUUUAUCAUGUACGUAGGUUACGUCACUGGGCAAUAACAGUUUAAAAAAUCACAUGUGAUCUGAUCAAAUUCACUCAUAAAGCGAAAAUGGUUCGCGUGUGGUACAUGGACAACAGCGACGAUGAUCAACGGCUACAACACCAUAAAGUACCACCUCAAUUCCUCUCCCUCGAGGACUUGUUUGUCAAAACAGGUGUCGAAUACUUCAAGUUGCUUAAUAUUUUUCAUGCUUGGCAAUUGUAUUUGUAUACAAUUAUUCCGACUUAUUUCGAAGAUGAAUUAUCUAUCAAUCACGAAGCCUAUAAAAAUGAUAACAUACUGACAGAAUUGAAAAGGAAACGUGGUUAUACCUAUGAAGAUGAAAUUAUAUGUUCCAAAGACUGUCUACCAAAUUACGACGAGAAAUUACGGAACUUUUUCACCGAACACCUUCAUACCGAUGAAGAAAUAAGAUUGGUAUUGGAUGGGUCAGGAUACUUUGAUGUCAGAGACAAGGAUGAUCAAUGGAUACGUAUUGAAGUUACACCUGGAGAUUUAAUAAUCAUUCCCAGUGGAAUAUACCACAGAUUUACCUUAGACACGAAUAAUUACAUAAAAGCAAAACGUUAUUUCGUGGGAGAACCUGUUUGGUUACCAUAUAACAGACCAGCUGAUAAUAUGGAAUGCCGUAAGAAUUAUCUUAAUCGUUUGAACAACGGUUUUCAAGAUCAAGCUGCUUAAUAUAAUAUCUUCUGCAUACAUUCCUCGUAUACAUAUUUUCAAGAAAAAUAUUGCAUGCCUUAGAAAAUGGUCCACUAAUUUUUUAUUAAAGUAGCAACAGCAUUCGACGAAUUACUUGUUUGACAAUAAUCUUGUAUAAAUUGCUAUUAGAUGCGUUAAUAAAUAUUACAUUUUGCGAAAAGUG
Molecule: messenger RNA, 941 nt
Organism: Nomia melanderi (Alkali bee)
Lineage: Eukaryota; Metazoa; Arthropoda; Insecta; Hymenoptera; Halictidae
Gene: Adi1
Product: acireductone dioxygenase 1
Molecular function (GO): acireductone dioxygenase [iron(II)-requiring] activity
Source: RefSeq, a predicted model, not a curated record